AUGUAUGUGACUAGGCCUUUGUCUAUGUACAGAAAAUCUCCGAGUACAUCGGAGAUACCGCCACCAGAUGCACCUUAUUCAGGCUAUCUAGUGAUCACAGAUGAAGAAGCAGAAGAUGAAGAUACGUGCUGUUGGCGAAUAUGUCGCCGGAAGAAUGUGAAGAGACUGCCUUUUCCACAGGAUAAAAUGUUUUCGGUUUUUCAUCCUUCGGAGAAUGAACAAGCUUCGAGUAUUAAGGUUUGGUUUCUUCCUGUUCCUGAUCAUGCUUUGUCUUCCAACAGAUACUAUGUCAUCAGAGCCAAAGGUAGACACAAAGGGAAAGCAUACAAAUGUUCAAGAGAAGGUGACAUAGUGAGUUGUUGCUUCAACAACAUCUUGAAUGACAAAAGUCCAAAGCCAUUCAAUCUAAAAGAUUUAUACCAAAUUUUCACUAUUCAUACUCAUCAAAGUGGUGGAUUUUUCGCAAAGUCAAUUACACCCGACGGAAUUCCACCAAAAUUCCUAAGAAAAAAAGGAUGGAAAGUUAGAAUUUCAGGUUCAUAUAGAUCAUGCAGACUAAAUGAAGCUCUAGGUGUUGAUGUUCCUCUAAGAGAAAAGCUUCCAAGUUUCAACUUUCCUAUCUCAAGAAAAAAGUCACCAAAUUUAGUUGUAGGAAAAUGGUAUAUCCCAUUCAUAUUUGUGAAAGAAAAUGGAAGAAAAGUCAAACAACAAAUGAGAAAGUCAAUGUUUUAUAGUAUGACACUAGAGCAAAAGUGGGAAGAGAUUUAUUCAUGUGGAAGAGAUUAUGAUAAUCAAAAUGAAAGUGAAAGCAAUGUUGUGAUUGUGAAUGUAUUUGUUGAGAGAGAAAAGGUGUUGAUUUGUGGAAUGGAAGCAACAAAGAAUGGAAGAGUUGAUAAUAAUGGUUUUAUAUGGUUUAGAGUGUAUAAUCCAUAUGAUAAGAGAAGGGUUAGUGUUGGAUUAAGUUCAGCAAUUAUUGAUAAUAUGAGAUGGGUGGAAGAACAAGGUGGCUGGGUUUAUGGUCAUGGGAGAGAAAGAAAUGUGAGUGUGAAAGAAGAGGUAACAUGUCAAAGUGAAUGGAAUAGGUUUGGUUGUUAUGUUUUGGUGGAAAGUUUUUGUAUUAGGACAUUAGAUGGGAAAUUUGUUUUGAGAUAUGAUUUUAGGCAUACUCAUAAGAUCAAGUGCAAAUGGGAGUAA
This is a messenger RNA of Lathyrus sativus (Indian pea), 1194 nucleotides long. The record is from the annotation of a GenBank genome assembly. NCBI's taxonomy places the organism in Eukaryota, Viridiplantae, Streptophyta, Magnoliopsida, Fabales, Fabaceae.